AGCCUGUGUGGCCGGAAGUUUUAUGACAUGGCACAAUGUGCCCGCCGAGUGGUGUCUAUCGGAGAUGUGUCCUUGGAGGGGAAGGAUCGGCCUUCGUACUUGGUGCCAGUAGCACCAACGCUUCGUGGAGGGCUCCAUGUUCCAAAGGAGUCCCAGUCGGAGCUGGCAGCUUUGAGAUGGAUGAUGCAAAAGGCAAUCUUGCAGCAGGACAUGUUCUUGCUUGGUCCUCCGGGCCCUUGGCUUAGGCAUGUGGCCUUUCGCUUCUGCGAGCUCUUGGGGUGGGAGGUGGAAUAUGUUGGAAUCACCCAGGACACAGGCGAAGCAGACCUCAAGCAACGUUGUGAGAUUUACAACGGCAGUGUGACGCAUGUUGACCAGCCGCCUGUGAAAGCUGCGAUUCAUGGACGUGUGUUGGUGUUGGAGGGCAUUGAGAAAGCUGAGAGAAAUGUUCUUCCCCUUUUGAACAAUUUGCUGGAGAAUCGCGAAAUGUCAUUGGAAGACAGGCGAUUUCUUUUGUCGCCACAUCGGGCCGAGCGGCUUGCGGAGCAGGUAGUCUUGCAUCAAUUGGAAAGCAGCUGCAAACCUGCUUCCUUCAUCUUCCUUAGAGUUUGAGCAGUUUGAGCUUGUAGGGCAAUUUGGCUGAGCUGGUGUCAGUUCAUAAAGACUUCUUGGUGAUUGCGCUGGGAUCGCCAAGUCGAGG
Molecule: messenger RNA, 700 nt
Organism: Durusdinium trenchii
Lineage: Eukaryota; Dinophyceae; Suessiales; Symbiodiniaceae
Source: the annotation of a GenBank genome assembly